UUCCUCAUUUCUUUUAAAAUUAAAAUGUACAUAUAAUAUAAUAAAUAUAUAAGUCGUCCGCAACCUUGUUAUUGCCUCCCCCAACGUGACUGAACCAGAGAAUCCCCGCCUUCAGCCGCGAUCGCGCGUCCUUCCUCCGCAAAUACUUGAUUAAUCAACCCAAUAGCCACCGCCCAAUCGGAUUUUAUCCUCUUCGCUGCCUUUAAUCCCUCAACCAUGCCUGUUAUUUCGAACAAUUUGAUGCUCCAGCUACUUUGAACGCUACAUUACCCACCUGUUUCAAUUCGUCUUUCCCGAUAGCUGCAUCUCCCGGUGCUACAUUCUUCCUCUCAUCGCGCAUUAAGUCUCCUCAUUGUCUCUUGAUUAAGCUUUGUUUGUUCCUUGAAUUAAUUUCUAGUAUCUGGGUAUUGUUGCUAUUUACCUUUCCUGAUUGCCCUUAAUCUUAAUUUUUCUCUCUCGUUCCAAUUUUUUGGUUGAUAAUCUAUGGCGUUAGUAUGUUUUAAAUUUUGUAGGUUUUAAUUGCUGUAAUCCGUGUAAUCGUAUGUUAAAUGCACGUCUUUCUCUGUUUCUUGUUAUCUACCGUAUUCUGCUAUAACUUAUGAUUUUGGGGUGUUUUUGUUUUGUUUUUAGUUUUUGCAAGCUAGUUUAUGGUCUGUGGAACAUGUAAAGAUAUGAAGAGUUGCAUUAUAUAUGUGUGAAUAGUUAAAAAAAAGUUUAAUUAGACAACCCUAGGGUGUGUAUGAAGCUUGUUUUGUUUCUUUAACUAAAUUCGUUUAGGCGGAUUGCAGGAGAAGGAGGAUGAGCUAUCUUUUAAGGACCUUAACAACGAAGAGAGAAGUGGAUUCCAUCAUUAGGGACACUAUUGAUAAGGUUCUCAUUCUCCGAUUUGGGCGGUGCUCCGAUUCAGUUUGUCUCCUCCUUGACGAUAUUCUUGCAAAGUGCGCUCGAGAAGUGUCGAAGUUUUCUUUGAUAGCACUGGUUGAUAUUGAUUCAGAAGAAAUACAGGUUUACAUCAAGUACUUUGACAUAACUCUUAUACCGUCCACUGUUUUCUUCUUCAAUGCUCAUCAUAUGAAGAUGGAUUCAGGGACUGCAGAUCAUACAAAGUGGAUUGGUGCUUUUCACGAAAAGCAGGAUUUUAUCGAUGUUGUGGAGGCAAUAUUUAGGGGAGCUAUGAAAGGCAAGCUCAUUGUGAGUUGUCCAUUGCCUCCUGAGCGAAUUCCAAAAUACCAGUUAUUAUACAAGGACGUGUAGGAGACGAAUUGGCACCAAAAGGUUCCUACUGAAUUUUCCUGCCUCCUAGUUUAUAUUUAACUAGUUGUUUGAUCGGAUCAGUUGAUCUCGUGAAGUCCAAUUCGGGUGAAUUUCAUUAAUCGAGAUUCUGCGAAGAAUGUUGCCAAAAUCUCAUCAACAAAAAUAGAAAAUGUUUUCGUCGCUUGGAAGCAAUGGAAUGAAUGGUUCAAAGAGAUGUCUUUUUCUUCUGUGAUUCACAUAGUUUUUAUGUAUCUACAUCACGUCUUUCUAUUAUUUGGUGUAUUGUGCUGUGAGAACUGACUUGUUGAUAUCAACCAUGAAGCCCUUUGAGC
This is a messenger RNA of Cucurbita pepo subsp. pepo (vegetable marrow), 1586 nucleotides long. NCBI's taxonomy places the organism in Eukaryota, Viridiplantae, Streptophyta, Magnoliopsida, Cucurbitales, Cucurbitaceae. The record is from RefSeq and is a predicted model, not a curated record.